AUGUCAGUCCCUUUAACCAAAGUUGAUUCCGCCAUCGCCGGCCUGUCAUUAGAUGACAAACCUCCCGUUCCCUCAGAAAAGGAGGUCAAGAAAGGCCACAAGCGCCUUUCCUCUCAAGGCGCCAAUGUCUGGAACAUCAAGGACCUAGAGGCACAAAAGAUUGAACUCGAGCUGCCCAUCGAAACACAAAAGACCGGAUGGCGGUUAAACGCCUCACCAAGCACAGUUGAAGACAAGGACAUCCUGGGGAUGUACCUCGUCACACCCCCCGUCAAGAAAAUCGAACUCCACUUCCCACUGGGUCUAGAAGUCUCCGCCCGGAAUCUGAAGGGCGUGACGAUAAAGGACGCCAUGGAUGCCAUCUACAAGCAAUACAAGAAGAAGAAGGACGACGAACUCCAGGAGCCUUUCCUGAAAGGCUUCGAGUGGGACAAAGAAGAUUGCUGGACACGACUCAUCGUCCACCAGUCAAGCACAGGCCCACCCAAAGAGUCAGGCAGCAAGAAGUCCAAAAAGAAGAACAAGGAGGCAUAG
Penicillium waksmanii is the source of this 534-nucleotide messenger RNA. RefSeq lists its product as uncharacterized. The coding region runs from base 1 to 534 and encodes 177 amino acids. Lineage: Eukaryota; Fungi; Ascomycota; Eurotiomycetes; Eurotiales; Aspergillaceae. The transcript is spliced from 4 exons. The record is from RefSeq and is a predicted model, not a curated record.